ACAUACAAAUUUCCAAGAACAGAUUCAUAAUUUCAUACUUCUCUCAAGAAUUCCUAUUUCUAAGAUCAUCUUUCCAUGCAUCUACAGAUUCAUCUUCCACAGUCGUAGAAAUGGAAUCAAACAAGCCAACAGAUGAACCGGAGAAGGAAAUGUUGCAUAAGAUCAAGAUGAUUCACUUCUUAGGCCGCUCAACUCCGAUCAUUCUUCAGAACGACAAUGGACCGUGUCCUCUCCUCGCAAUCUGUAAUGUUUUGUUGUUGAAGAAUAAUUUGAACUUGAGUUUAAGUCAGGAUGUAACGGAAGUUCGUCAGGAACAGUUGCUUCAACUAGUUGCUGAACGGUUAAUUGAUUCAAACAGUAAUGUUAAUGAUAAAGAUGCAGGGUAUGUUGAAAAUCAACAACAGAACAUCUCUGAUGCUAUCGAUUUACUUCAUCGAUUAGCAACUGGUAUUGAUGUGAAUCUAAGAUUUAGAAGGAUAGAUGAUUUUGAAUUUACCUGCGAGUGCACAAUAUUUGAUCUGUUGGAUAUUCCGUUGUAUCAUGGUUGGAUAGUUGAUCCUCAGGACAUUGAUACCGCAGAUGCAAUAGGCUCAAAGUCAUAUAACACCCUUGUGGAGGAGCUUGUUGACCUUGAUGAUUCAGUUGAAGUUGCUGCCACUACAGCAGCAACUAUGGGUGUUCCUUCACCAUCCCUUUCUAGAGAAACAUCUUUUGACAAUUCUUCUGACCCUGUCUUUGAUCACCAUCAAAUGAGAAAAGGAGAUAAGGAGGAAGAAGAAGAGUUGUCGAGAGUCUUGAGAUUAUCAAAGUGUUCUGAACCUUCAAAUGAUGCACCCGUUUCAAGUAACGAUGGAGAGAAUGUGGCCACUGGUUUCAAUGAAAGCACAUGUUUGAAGAAGUCUGAACCUUCCGAUGAUGUACUAGUUUCAAGUCACAAUGGAGAGAGUGUGGCGACUGGCUUCAAUGAAAUCACGUGUUUGAAGAAGUCUGAAACUUUAGAUGACAUACCAGAUUCUAGUCAUGAUGGAGAUAAUUUGGCAACUGGCUUCAAUGGAAGCACAUAUUUGAAGAAGUCUGAACCUAUUGUAGUUCAAAACGAAGUAUCAGAUCAGCAAGAGCAUCUCUUCACUACAGAUCCCAUAGACUUGACCAAUAUUAGUAGUCAGGUGAUUAAUGAAGAAAUAGCUUAUGAUGGUGCUUGUUCUAAAGCUGACCAAGAAAGCAUAGUUGUAACAUUACCUUGUGAAAAAACUAAUACAGAUACGAGCAAGAAAGAGUGUGUGAUAUCUGAAUCUUCCAUAAUGGACACUGCCGAUGAGAAUCAUACACACGAACCAAAUUGCGACGAAAAUGUUCUGAAUGAACUUACUUCUAAAAUCGGUAACAUUGGGAUUGAAGAUGGUGAACAUCUGUCUGAAGAACAUGUUGGUUCAGAUUCUUCUUUAGACAGAAGACAACACGAAGUCCCUAAUGUUAUCAUUUCUAAUGAUGUUGAUGAUAGUAAGCCUAUUUAUGAAGGAGCGGAAUGCAUAUUGGAGUCAGCUAUAGCAGUUAAUCAAAUUCGCGAGCCUGUAUAUGAAGGGGAGGCAGUUCUUUCAGAACAAGUUGAGAAAAGUAAAGAAGAUUCCAAUAAUGGAAUUUCCACAUGCAAAAUAAAUCGUGAACAAGGAGAGUUGAUCAAGAGCUUUUUGGAGACCAAUGCUAGUCAGUUAACAAUUCAUGGCCUACUUUCCCUACAAGACGGAUUGAAAGAAAGAGAGCUCUGUGUUUUUUUCCGCAAUAAUCACUUCAACACGAUGUUCAAGUUUGAUGGUGAACUGUACAUUUUGGCAACGGACCAGGGAUAUAUAAACCAGCCUGAUUUGGUUUGGGAAAAGCUAAAUGAGGUCAAUGGGAACUCAAUCUUCAUGACUGGCAAUUUUAAGGAAUUCAAGAUAGGCGAUCAAUCCGACAAUACAUGGAAUGAACUAGAUGUUUUGUCCAGUACAUCGACCUAUCUCGCCAGCAUUGAUCCGUCUGUAAAUGCAGAUCCAGACUUCAACUCUGAUCUGCAGUUAGCAAUUGCACUUCAGCAGCAGGAGUUUGAGGAGCAGCAGCCACAAACAAAUGUGGAACGACGAAAUUCUGUUACAAGUGAUUCAAGGUUGAUUACCGGACCUUCUCAUCAGGUUCCACCGCGAAGCUCUCAGGUGACUUCCAGGCCGGAACCAAAACAGUCAAAGGAAAAGUGUAGUAUCAUGUGAAAAAACACAAACAUGUUGAUAUAUCGAAUUAUUUUUCUUCUUCUCGUACAUAAAAUGUGUGUAUAUGAUAUAUCCAUCCAAAACACAGGCGAAGACUGAGAGGACUUCUUCGCUUCCAAAGGUUCCAAACUUCCAAAUUACGAUUAGUCGAUUACCCUUACUCGCAUUCCUUUUGGUUGUUUUGAUGUUUGGUCUAAUCGAUAAAGAUAACUUGUUCAGACUACCUAUUUACAUUUUUGUUUUUGCUAAUAAUAACUACUUACAAUAUAGAAUGAGUAUACAAUUCAGUGUUUUCUU
Impatiens glandulifera is the source of this 2540-nucleotide messenger RNA. RefSeq names its product ubiquitin carboxyl-terminal hydrolase MINDY-1-like. The record is from RefSeq and is a predicted model, not a curated record. The transcript is spliced from 12 exons. Bases 111 to 2243 code for a protein of 710 amino acids. Gene Ontology annotation, molecular function: cysteine-type carboxypeptidase activity; cysteine-type deubiquitinase activity; K48-linked deubiquitinase activity. NCBI's taxonomy places the organism in Eukaryota, Viridiplantae, Streptophyta, Magnoliopsida, Ericales, Balsaminaceae. Gene Ontology annotation, biological process: protein K48-linked deubiquitination. Gene Ontology annotation, cellular component: cell periphery; cytosol.